This is a messenger RNA of Gastrolobium bilobum, 2087 nucleotides long. Its product is annotated as chromatin assembly factor 1 subunit FAS1-like. The transcript has 7 exons. The record is from RefSeq and is a predicted model, not a curated record. Gene Ontology annotation, biological process: nucleosome assembly. Bases 721 to 1926 code for a protein of 401 amino acids. Gene Ontology annotation, cellular component: nucleus; CAF-1 complex. NCBI's taxonomy places the organism in Eukaryota, Viridiplantae, Streptophyta, Magnoliopsida, Fabales, Fabaceae.
UGUGUUAUUUAUAGAUGAAGGUCCUUCUUCAUUGAGUUGGCCUUCCAAUGUCAAAUUCAUAUAUUUUCUGUUUGAAGAUUCCUGUUAGUAAGGUGUUAAGGAUAAAUAAUAAGUGGUACCUAGUUUCUCUGGAGACUACUUUAUGCUCAGAUUGGAUCCUAGCCAGGCCUCUUUGCCUGCACAUCAGCCUUCCCUCCUCACAUGGGGUUUUGGACCUGCUUUAUAACCAAAGAAAAAAAUUUAAAAGAACAAAGGAAAAACAAAAAAGUAAAGAAGUGUUUGCAGAAGUUUUAAUUAGGAUGGAUUACCUUACUGACAGCAUUGUGAUUAUUUGCGUCACUAGGCAAUAUUUGUCAUAAAGUUUAGUUAAAUAUAUUCAUUCUCAAUAUACAUUGGGUGUGUCCUAGGUCAUUGAACCAAGUGCCAAUGACUAGCUUUAUAGGAGGUUUUGGUAGAAAUAACGAGGCAAACUUAUUAUGGCAAUAUGCAAUCUAUGCUACUAUUUGGUGCAUUUCAUUGGAAUCUAACGCUUGAAUUUGUAGGGGGUUUAUUUGGCUCAGCAGCAGAUUUGGGAUACCAUUAGGUGAUUGGUUUCUGUUUGGCGUAAAGUACAUGUCUUUUUAAGGGGGUUCACUCACUAGAUGUGCAGAGGGAUCGGAAAAGGAUUUGAAAUUGUUGAAAGGUGAGGCAAUUAAAGAUGAGAAAUGUGAUGAAAAGGAUAUGCGUAAAAAGAGGAUAGAGAAAAAGAAGCAGCCAGAGCAACCUGAAAAGGAUCAGCGACAGCGAGAGAAGGAAGCAUCUAAAUUGAAAGAGAAGCGUAGUUUACAAAAGCAAGUUUUAUUCAUGGAGAAUUUUCUUAAAAGAAGCAAAACUAGCCACUCAUUUCAGGAUGACCAAUUCUCGACUAAAUCAGUUACAUGUGAUCCAUCAAUCACAAAGAGUAAAAAUGUGUAUAAGUUAACUACUCUGUCAAUGGAUUCUACUCUUGCAACAAGUAGUGAUAUUACUCUUGAGGAUAUACGCAAGUCACACGUUUCUUUGUGGCAUCAUUUAGGUCAAUCAUUUCGUUCAAAGAGAAAACAGGGAUGGGGCAUACGUCUGAAACCUAAGUCUGAACCUUUUACGGAACUUAAGCUGGCAGAUACCACAGGAGUAGCUCAUUAUGAUGACUUGGCCAUGGAGAAGCCUGUAGAUGGAUUUGGAGAACAUAAUUGUGAUAUCAGAUCAUACCCAACCAAUGAAGAUAGUUCCUAUCUUGUUGCCAAGAAGUGCUGUCGGGGAAAACAGUUAUUGCAGUUUCACAAUAGUUAUAGGCCUGCCUUUUAUGGGAUUUGGUCCAAGAAAAGUCAAGUUGUUGGACCACGCCAUCCUAUUAGGAAGGAUCCAAGCUUGGAUUAUGCUUCAAGUAGCGACGAGGAAUGGUUUGAGGAGGAACCUGGUGAAAUCCUCUCUGAUUGUGAAGAAGAUAAGGAGUCUUCAGUAGAAUUUUCAAAAUCUGAUGAUGAAAAUGACGAUGGAUUUUUUGUACGUGACGGGUAUCUAUCAGAAGAUGAGGGUGUACAGGUGGACAAAGUUAUUGAUGUUGAGGGGGCUGAGAGCUCACGUAGCUGUAAAGAUGACACAGAGAGUGAGGAGUUCUCUGAUUUAAUUCAACGGCAAAAGAAUCUAAACAAUUUGACAGUACAUGCUCUCAAAAAGGAUCAGCCCCUGAUAAUACUAGAUUUGAUGCAUGGCAAGGAAUUGGGUCAAAAUUUCAGUGGUACUCUUAAGCUGGAGCAGAUGUACUUGAAAUCCUUGAGUAUGCGAGCAAUUCCUGGUAGCUUAUGUAUAGAAUUAUCCAUGGAUGAAAUGCUAGAUGAGGACCAAGAAGCCAGGCUCUCUCCUGGAGGAGGAGCUAGCACUUCAAGGGAAAAAGAGCAUGUAUAGCUGUCUUGGAGUUAUUUGCAUAGCAUGAUGCUUUUGGAGAUGUUCACCCUUGUAAAACCAUUUUGAGAGAACUUGUUAUUUUGUUAAAGGCUUCUAAAUCCUUGAUACGUAUUAACAUUCAAGUGUUUUGAAUACUGUAUAUUUCAUUAGAACAUGGAGUA